AUGCGUGACCUUCAAGAUUCAGAGAGAGACGAGGUGAACAACUUACAGGAGAGAGACGAGGUGAACAACUUACAGGAGAGAGACGAGGUGAACAACUUACAGGAGAGAGACGAGGUGAACAACUUACAGGAGAGAGACGAGGUGAACAACUUACAGGAGAGAGACGAGGCGAACAACUUACAGGAGAGAGACGAGGUGAACAACUUACAGGAGAGAGACGAGGCGAACAACUUACAGGAGAGAGACGAGGCGAACAACUUACAGGAGAGAGACGAGGCGAACAACUUACAGGAGAGAGACGAGGUGAACAACUUACAGGAGAGAGACGAGGUGAACAACUUACAGGAGAGAGACGAGGUGUGA
This is a messenger RNA of Haliotis rufescens (red abalone), 363 nucleotides long. RefSeq lists its product as uncharacterized. The record is from RefSeq and is a predicted model, not a curated record. The transcript is spliced from 2 exons. Lineage: Eukaryota; Metazoa; Mollusca; Gastropoda; Lepetellida; Haliotidae. Bases 1 to 363 code for a protein of 120 amino acids.